Zophobas morio is the source of this 1523-nucleotide messenger RNA. RefSeq names its product 26S proteasome non-ATPase regulatory subunit 12 (gene Rpn5). The record is from RefSeq and is a predicted model, not a curated record. Lineage: Eukaryota; Metazoa; Arthropoda; Insecta; Coleoptera; Tenebrionidae. The transcript has 3 exons. Gene Ontology annotation, cellular component: proteasome regulatory particle, lid subcomplex; cytoplasm. Bases 116 to 1471 code for a protein of 451 amino acids.
CUUGUGUCAUACUUGUCACUUGUCAAAAAAAGAGCUUUGUUGUUGAUGACUGGCGAUUAUUGUGAUCUGUGCUAAAAUAACUCAGUUAAAUACAGUAAAUUAAAAUUUGGCAAAAAUGGAGAACAUAGCCACCGACUCGGGGAAAAUCGUCAAGAUGGAAGUCGACUAUAGCUCGACGUGCGACGAGAAAAUCCCCGAGUGCCAAAAACUGGCGAAAUCCGGGAAACUCCAUGACGCUCUUGACCAACUCCUGGCCCUAGAAAAGCAAACGCGGACGGGGGCUGACAUGGUCUCCACCGGGCGCGUCCUAGUGGCGAUAGUGCAGAUUUGCAGAGAAGCUAAAAACUGGGCGGCUCUCAACGAACACAUCGUGCUUCUAACUAAACGAAGAUCUCAGCUGAAGCAAGCCGUGGCUAAAAUGGUGCAGGAGUGUUGCACCUACGUGGAUCAAACCCCUGAUAAAGACACCAUGAUUAAACUAAUCGACACUUUGAGACAAGUCACCGAAGGGAAAAUCUACGUGGAAGUAGAAAGAGCCCGGUUGACACACAAACUAGCCAAAAUUCGUGAGGAAGAAGGAGACAUGUCAGAGGCGGCGAAUAUCAUUCAAGAGCUUCAAGUGGAGACGUACGGUUCCAUGGAAAAGCGCGAAAAAGUUGAACUAAUUUUGGAACAAAUGAGGUUAUGUUUGGCGAAACAGGACUACAUACGAACGCAAAUCAUCUCGAAGAAGAUUAACACGAAAUUUUUCGAUGAUGAAGGCACUCAAGACUUGAAAUUGAAGUAUUACAGGCUUAUGAUGGAGCUGGAUCAGCACGAGGGAUCGUAUUUGGCCACUUGUAAACACUACAGGGCGGUUUUAAAUACACCCAGUAUACAAUCAGAGCCUUUGGAACGACAAGCAGCCGCACGCGCUGUAGUUCUCUAUCUAGUUUUAGCCCCCCACGAUAACGAACAGUCAGACUUAACCCACAGGGUGUUGCAAGACAAAGUUUUGGAAGAAAUCCCCAUGUACAAACAACUCUUGAAGUUGUUUACUACGUCUGAAUUAAUGAAAUGGUCUGGGCUUUGCGAAAUUUACGAAAAAGAAUUAAAGUCGACGCCGGUUUUUAGCGGAAAUGAACAAGCUAAGAAGCGCUGGAACGACCUAAAGAAUCGCGUCGUCGAACACAACAUUCGCGUUAUGGCUAAGUACUACACGAGAAUCAAAAUCCAGAGGAUGGCGGAGCUCCUGGAUUUGUCCGCUGGCGAGACCGAGGAGUUUUUGUCCCAAAUGGUGGUCAGCAAAAGCGUGCAGGCGAAAACAGACCGACCGUCCGGAGUAGUUCAUUUUCAACAAAGCAAAGAUCCGAGCGAUGUUCUCAACGAUUGGGCGCACGAUUUGUCGUCGUUGAUGCAACUAGUUAAUAAAACUACUCACUUGAUUAAUAAGGAGGAGUGCGUGCACAAGCACCUCCAAGCUAGUGCUUAAUAUAGCAAUAAGUUUUGUAAUUGUGCUUGGUUAAUAUAGUCUAUGAAAUUGA